GGAGGGGGAUUUCUGCUUGGGGUUCCGCUGUGCGGCGUGCACUCAGCCCUCCCAGGCCUUUCUCUGUUCGUCCGGGAGCGUCGUUCCCGUGCAGGGGUCUCUAAAGCGGGGAGGAGCGGGCGACGCGUCUCAGAGAGAAGUUGUCUCGGUCUCGUGUCCCGUGUGGGGCUGGCGGGGCUGCAGCUUGCCUAGGCUCCGAAGUUCAGGGGCAGAAGAGUGCCAGACUUCUGUGUUUCUCGAGUUAUGCACAGUUUUGUGUUAAUUUUCAUUCACUGUGGUGUUGGUGGGAAGUCUGAUCCCUGCUGUGCUGCAGUGGCAUGUCAGCCAUCGUGAACAGUCAUCAUAAAAUGGAUACUUUGGGCAGUCUCCUUCCUCCCGUGGUUGGAAAUGGUGAUGUGGCCAAUUCACAAGAAUUGCAAAAGCUUCUGAUUGAUGAAAAAAUGCGCUGUGAACAUCAUAAAGCAAAUUAUCAAACUAUAAAGGCAGAACAUUUAAGGUUACAGGAAGAGUAUACAAAAUCCCAAGAUGAACUGAAGCGGUUGCUGGUUGAAAAGCAGGCUGUACAUGACAAAUUCCAGCUUCUUCUUGCAGAAUACAGAGAGGAGUUGCUGGGUAAAACGCAAGAGUUGGAAAAACUGAAGAUGCAGGUGCUAACUCCUCAAAAAUUAGAGCUGCUAAGAGCACAAAUACAACAGGAAUUGGAAUCUCCAAUGACAGAACGUUAUCGGAAACUAGAAAAUGAAAUGGAAAAAUACAGAACAGAAUAUAACAAACUUCGUUAUGAGCAUACUUUCCUGAAAUCAGAAUUUGAGCAUCAAAAAGAAGAACAUGAACAUGUUUUAGAGGAGGAGAAAAUAAAAUACGAGGCAGAGAUUGCGAGGCUGGAGAAAGAUAAAGAAGAGCUCCAUCAUCAGCUGGUUCGUGUUGAUCCCACGAGGGACAGUAAACGUGUGGAGGUGCUCUCCAGAGAAAAAGCACAACUGUAUCAGAAAUUAAAAGGCUUAGAAGCAGAAGUAGCUGAACUAAGAGCAGAAAGAGACAAUUGUGGUGUACAAGCAGAAAAUGUCCAAAGGGUGCAAGUACGGCAGUUAGCUGAGCUGCAGAGUCUGGCAAGGUCUCUAGAGGCAGAAAAGAAGUCAGCUGAACAACACGUUGGUCGGAUUGAGGAAGAACUGCAGAUGUGUCGUGAGCAGAACUUUCUUUUAACUAGCAAACUUCACAAAUCUGAACAAGAAGUCAAUUCCUUGGCUGCUAAAGUAGAAGAACUUAAACAGUCACACAAAUUAGAAGUGACAAAUGUCAAACUGGAGGCAGCAAGAACUAAGAAUGAAGUAGAAAGAGAGAGAAACAAGAUUCAGAGUGAAAUGGAUGGGUUGCUGUCAGACAAAGAAGUUCUUAAGGAAGCUGUUGAGCGUCAUAAAGUGCUUUUAGUAGAAAAGGAUCAAGAGCUGAUUCGUAAAGUGCAAGCUGCCAAAGAGGAAGUUUUUGGAAAAAUUGCAGCCUUACAGGAUGAAAAGUUAGAACUCGAGAGCAGAUUAGCUCACGUGGAGAAGGUGAAGUUGGAACAGGAUGCUUGGAGACAAACUGAAAAGGAUCAGUACGAAGAGAAGCUACGUGUGGUACAGCUGGCAGAAGAAUCUAGCAAAAGGGAACUUCAGUGUCUGCGAUUAAAAAUUCAACAGCAAGCUAUUCAGACAGAGGAGCUCGAAGAAAAGAAACGUGAAAGAGAUGAUCUAAAGCAGCAAAUUCAAGACAUGCAACUCCAAGUUGCUUCACUUUCUCGGUCAGAAAGUGAUUUGCUGGAAUAUAAUCAGAAGUUGAAGGAAACAGUAGAAAGAUUGAGACAAGAAUGUCAAAAUGCAAGAACUCAAGCAGAAAAAGCCCAACUGGAAACAGAGAAGACUUUAGAAUACAAGCGCAUGGAGUGGCUGGAGGAGAAGCAUCUGCUUACUCAGCGCAUCACAGAGAAGGAAGAGAAAUACAACGAGGUGAAGAACAAGCUGUGUCGAGCUGCAGUUGCUCAAAAAAAGAGAAAGACUCUCAAUGAUAAUAAACAAAGGAGGAUGCAAGAGAAACUGCAACUUUUGGAAGCCAAGAUAGAAGAACUAGAAAAAGAAAACCAGGUGUUAAAUAGGCAGAAUGUUUCCUAUGAAGAAUACACACGUCUCCAGAGGAGACUGAAGGACUUGCAGCGCAGACACAACGAAUUCCGGAGUUUGAUUUUGAAUCCUGGCAUCCCAACCCUGAACCCAGUCAGUGUGACAUCAGCGUCUGUCCCGCCUCCUGGGCCUGACGUGUCCUUCCUCCUCCUUCAGGAAGAACAGCAUCAGAGAGAGCUCUCCCUGCUUCGCAAGCGGCUGGAAGAUCUCGAAACCACGCAGAGAAAGCAGCUGCAGGAGCUUGGGCCGGCUGGGGAGCGGCUCACAGCAGGAACACGCAGGGAGCUGGCAUCCAGCAGGGGAGCAGAGGGAGCUGCUGUGCAGAGCGAGGACUCCACAUAAGGCGUGCAAAGCGUAGGGCUUUGCCAGCACGGAGCUCUGUGGAUUCGAGGUUUGGAUUGUAAACCAGCUGCUGGAAUCCAUGCCUGGAGUGGUACUCUGAAGUUCCCAUGCGGACAAAUGGGGUGAAAUGGGUGCUCCUGACUUUGCUCUUGUCCAUGUGCCUCUUGGUUUUGUAACGGGAAGAAGCAGUGAUCAGUUUUUUUUUUUAAAUAAUGUUGUAGAGAUGAAACAAAUUGCCUUCACAUGAAGAAAACAUGAGUUUGUAUUUGUUGCCACUGUAGCUUGUUUUGUCAGCUACAAUAAAUUUAUUUAUUUAAGGUUUAA
Messenger RNA from Meleagris gallopavo (turkey), 2825 nucleotides. Lineage: Eukaryota; Metazoa; Chordata; Aves; Galliformes; Phasianidae. The record is from RefSeq and is a predicted model, not a curated record.